AUCUGGCAUUUGCUGAUUUGCAUUCUGCACUUUCAGUGACUUUUUUAUUUUGAUUCCUUCUUUUAGUCUGUCAAUUUUGCCACUGAAAUCUUGUCGCACGAAUGAUUAAACUGACUAUUGUUAUCUAUGAGAGCAGUCACUAGAACUCUUUCGUAACCGAACCUCUGUUGAGUCCGAAAUAUCCGCGAACUGCAGGCUGCAGCGUUGAGCCCACUCAUCUCCCUCACGUUCUCGUCACCAUGUACAACGGAAUUGGUCUGCAGACGGCCCGUGGUUCAGGCACCAACGGGUACGUCGUCCGCAAUCUCUCCCUCGUGCGCAAUCGCCGUGAGAAAGUCAACUACAAAACCGAGGCCGAUCUGGCCAAAUCGGAGAUCCGUGAUCGGGAGCCCAAUCUGGAGAUCCUGGAGCAUGAGCGUAAACGCAAAAUUGAGCUGGAGUUGCUGGAACUGCGGGAGAUGUUGGAGACCAACAGCACCGAUCCCGCGUUGAUCGAGGAGAAUAUCCGCGCCUACCGCGCCACCCUCCUGGCAGAAAUGAAGUCUACGACGGAGGUGGACCCGGAGACGGGACGGGUGGUGGUGGCCGGGACGCAUCAGAUGGCGGCGGCCAAUCUGACGCGCAAUCAGAAGCUGCGCGAUGCGUUCGGGAUUUCCGAUAAGUUUAAGGACGGCACGUCGCUGGACGCCAAGGAGACGGUGGGGAAGAAGAAAUAUGCGCUGAUUAAGGAUCCCGAUGAUGAUUUCCCCAAGGUUAAGAAGGAAGGGAAGAAGAGACGGGAGGAACGCGAAGAGGAGGAGCCCCGCGGUAAACGCAAGAAAGAUGAGAGUGAACGACGUGAUGAAAAGAAAAAAGCCAAAGAGGAUGAGGAGAAAAGUAGAGGAAGGGAUAUUAGUCGGCAGAAUUCGCGGAAAGAGGAGAAACGGGAGAAAUAUCAACAGCAGUCAUCUAGAGACGAAAGGAAACGCGAAGAGAAAUCAUUUUCUCCAUCUCCGCGCAAAGAUCGCCGUUCUCCUAACCGAGACAUUCCAUUGAAGGAUUCAUCCGUGUAUAGAGCCCGUGAUGGCGACGCCAAAUCACGCCGUUCUCCUGGACGCGAAACGAAAGGCCGCCGUUCCCCCGACCGGGAUAUGAAAUCGCGUCGAUCUUCUGAUCGCGAAAUGGGCCGACGUUCUCCAGAUCGAAGCGCAAAAUUUCGUCACUCACCCGAUCGCGAUGCGAAAUUACAUGGCUCUCCAGUCCGCGAAACCAGGGGCCGUCGCUCACCUGAACCGGACAUUAAAUCGCGUCGUUCUCCUGAUCCCGAAAUGGCACGGCGGUCGCCUGUUCAUGGUACGAAAUUCCGUCGUUCUCCCGAUCGCGAAGCGGAAUCACGUAGAUCUCUAGUUCGCGAAGCCAGAGGUCGUCGCUCCCCUGAACGGGAUAUGAAAUCACGUCGCUCUUCUGAUCGCGAAAUGGCGCGACGGUCUCCUGAUCGCAGUGCAAAGUUUCGUCGUUCCCCCGACCGCGAGGAGAAAUCGCGUGGAUCUCCGGUCCGGGAAACCAGAGGCCAUCGUUCCCCCGGUCGGGAUAUUCAGUCGCGUCGCUCCCCGGAUCGCGACACCAAGACUCGCCGUUCCCCUGAGCGCCCACCCCGCACUCACCGAUCGACCGAACGGGACGUGAAGCCGCGCCGUUCACCCGAUCCCCCCGCGAAAUCCCGUCGAUCGCCGUCCAGCAGUUCCUCCUCGUCGUCAUCUUCCAGUGAUUCCAGUGACUCAUCUCCAUCACCGCCGCGAAACAAGCAAACUGUCCGGCGCAGUCCUGUACCGCGUAAAGCCAACCCUUCUCCACCGCCACAACGCCGACGCAGGGAGUCUUCCUCACCCGGCACACCCAAUCCGUCACAAUGGAAGCCGGAGCGCCGUUCUUCACUGUCUAAUCGACGCAGCUUGCCACGCGAUGCCAAUGGGAAAGUCGUUCAGGAGAAGAAGUCGCCGGUCCGGCGGAGACGGUCGCCCACACCGGAGAGACGCCGGGAUCGACGGGAUGAUCGACGAAGUCGAUCACCGGAACGGCGGCGGAGGGAGCGGUCGUACAGUUGAGCGAAUUGCAGUAUGCAGUAUCUGUUGUAUUUGUGGGUGGCGUUAUAUUGGGCUGUUUUCAAGCAUUACGGAUAAAUUGACUGUCAAGGAAAUUGCAUUAUAUUUUAAUAAUCGUAUCACAACGAUGCUUUCAUUUGUUUAUAUCCCGCUUUUGUUCGCGUGGAACUGUAUUUCCAGUUUGUGUUGUCCGAGGUGUGUUUCAGACUUUCAGUUAUAAUUGAAGGAGGAAUUUGCAAGAAUAUGAAGCGUUUGUGUUGUUUUAAAAAUCAUGUCUUAACUACUCCGUGGAAAAACGGUAAAUUUACUGGCUGAGAUAAUUAAAUCACUUGGUUUUC
Paramacrobiotus metropolitanus is the source of this 2419-nucleotide messenger RNA. Its product is annotated as serine/arginine repetitive matrix protein 2-like. The coding region runs from base 240 to 2084 and encodes 614 amino acids. NCBI's taxonomy places the organism in Eukaryota, Metazoa, Tardigrada, Eutardigrada, Parachela, Macrobiotidae. The record is from RefSeq and is a predicted model, not a curated record. The transcript is spliced from 2 exons.